This is a messenger RNA of Thrips palmi, 920 nucleotides long. RefSeq lists its product as uncharacterized. The record is from RefSeq and is a predicted model, not a curated record. The transcript has a single exon. Lineage: Eukaryota; Metazoa; Arthropoda; Insecta; Thysanoptera; Thripidae. Bases 31 to 558 code for a protein of 175 amino acids.
AAUUAUAACAAUAACAAAAACCUUACUGCUAUGUACGUGGAAGCAGGAAUAGUUAUCAACUCUGAGGCAAUGUCAUGGCGCGGGGCGGUAACCCACGUUAGUUUCGAGCAAUCAUUGGAUAGAAGGAUAGAGGCUGUGACCAACGGGACCGCCUCCAUGCUGCUGAAGAAGUCCUCUCUUCUAUUUGUGCUGCCCCGCGCAUUGAAAGGCGUCCACAAAUUAAGUGAAGAGGGCCAGUUCAUGACGAGCAAGUUCCUGGCAAAGGCGGGGUCACCAGUAGCCAAAGUAAUUAGGGUGACCCUGAGCCGAUUUUAUGCUGCCGGUCUCAACCCGCAGUUGGUGAGCCUGUUCGAAAACAAAGAAGACACUCGCCAGUACGUUAUGGAGAGAGAGACAGCGCGCCGGGAACCCAGCGUCUCUCCCCUUGGCCUCGUUCAGCUCUGGGUGUGCUUCGUCCUGCUGGCCGGCGGCCUCCUAGCUGCUACGAUCACCUUCAGCGGGGAGCUCCUGGUGUUCCGCCUGCAGACGGGAUCUUUCUCACCUCACCCGUCAUCUUGAAUGAACGUCGUAGAUUCAUGUGAACCUAGUAAAUUUGUUUUGUUUUUUGUAGGCGCACUUAUAGAAGGAGUGAUAAGGUGCCGCUUCUAGCACCCACGCACUUGUUGUUCAGCCCGUAAAAGUAUUUGUAAAGAUAAGCUUCUCUUGAGAUUUUGGUCCAAAAACUGUUUGUUUUUCUUCGUUUUCAUGCAAAAUUUUCAUACGGAUUACAGGCGGAAAGGAUCAUAUGCACAAAAAGCUGUGACGUCUGAACAAGCUUUGUACGAUAAAAUUUAGUGUGUGGCGGUGGGAUAAAAAAAAGUCACUGCGUCAAACGUUAGCUGUGUGAUAAUGGUUUGCAUCGAAAUGAAUAUUAUGUGAGG